Messenger RNA from Hippocampus zosterae (dwarf seahorse), 5115 nucleotides. It is a transcript of the gene tle5, whose product is annotated as TLE family member 5, transcriptional modulator. The transcript is spliced from 7 exons. Lineage: Eukaryota; Metazoa; Chordata; Actinopteri; Syngnathiformes; Syngnathidae. Gene Ontology annotation, biological process: regulation of DNA-templated transcription; negative regulation of canonical Wnt signaling pathway. Gene Ontology annotation, cellular component: nucleus; transcription regulator complex. The coding region runs from base 725 to 1315 and encodes 196 amino acids. Gene Ontology annotation, molecular function: protein binding; transcription corepressor activity. The record is from RefSeq and is a predicted model, not a curated record.
GUAGUUCUAUGCGGGGCGUGCACAAGCAGAGCUGCUCGUCCUUGGACAGGGAAGACAGACUCACAAGACUUGACUGAACAGGCACAGCAAGGAGAGGCGACGCGACUUUAUAGAAGCCAUUUCUCUGGUGUUUUCUCGAGAAAGUUGUCAGCCUGUUUUUAGGUUGUUUUUUUCAGCGACAUAUCCAGGCUGUUUGCUGCUGUGUUUUGUGGCUUGUUUUUCUCGCGAGUUGGGACGUAAAAAACGGGAUUGAACUAACCAGCAGACAUUUUGUCAUCCCCCCCUCAGACACAUUUUUCAACCCAGCAAACUUGUUCGACCUGGUUUAUUUAACAAUUUAAAAAAUCUCUUCAUUUUUUUGUAUUGUUUUAAGCUGAACCGAGUGAGUGUGACAAUUCCAAAUGUCCCACGGAGCGAUGUAUCAUUUUUGAUUGACAUCUUUUUUUGGGGUGGGGGGAGUAUUAGCUUAGCCUAGAUGCUCGCUGGUUAGCUCUAACCACGACGUCAUUCCCAAACCAAAGUCAAAAUUUGAGUUUUUAUUUGGGUUAGGGUGAGUGUGUUUUGGGGAGGGAGGGGGCGUCUCGCUAGCUAGCUGUGAGCUAGACGCUGGACAGCUCCACUUGGACCAGUUCUUUUUGGGAGGGGGGGUGGGGGGGACAAAGGAAAAAUAUCAACACACGGCUUUUUUGUUUUAGGGGGGAAAAGACAGCAACAAGGGACUGACAUGAUGUUUCCACAAUCAAGACACUCAGCUUCAUCGCAGCAGCUGAAAUUCACAACGUCCGACUCCUGUGACAGGAUCAAGGACGAGUUCCAGUUCCUCCAAGCGCAAUACCACAGCCUGAAGCUCGAAUGUGACAAGCUGGCCAGUGAGAAGUCGGAGAUGCAGCGUCAUUACAUCAUGUACUAUGAGAUGUCCUACGGGCUCAACAUUGAGAUGCACAAACAGGCUGAGAUUGUGAAGAGAUUAAACGGGAUCUGCGCACAAGUCCUCCCAUACCUGUCUCAGGAGCACCAGCAGCAAGUCCUGGCAGCCAUCGAGAGGGCCAAGCAGGUCACCCCCCCAGAGAUGAACUCCAUCAUAAGGCAGCAGCUCCAGGCCCACCAGCUGUCUCAGCUCCAGGGCCUGGCGCUGCCCAUGACCCCCCUGCCGCUGGGCCUGAGCCAGCCCAGUCUGCCCGCCGUCACCACCUCCUCCGGCCUCUUCUCCCUCUCUUCCCUGCUGGCCUCCCAGGCACAGCUGGCCAAGGAGGAGAAGGCCUCUCGCGACGCCGCCGACAGCCACCGCGAGGAGGACGGCGACAAGUCUGACUAAGCGGUGCCCCUCCUCGCCCCUGGCCUCUCUCUAUCUCUCUGUUUCUCUCUCACUCUCUUGAGGUUUCAACGCGGAGACCACCCCCCCCCCCCGAACCCCCCGACUUUCACUCUUCUCCACUGAGACAAAAUGGCCUCCCGAGUUUCUCACCAGACUCCGAAUUUCUUCAUAUUUUCAUGACUCUUUUUUAUUGAAUGUUGAAAAAAAAGCUUCAAGCUUCAUGCUCUUUAUUUCUCCUUCUUUUUUUCCCUUUCUCCUCCACCUGACUUUUCUACCUACAUUUAUCACGACCGGCGCUGCGUUCAAGACUACUGGGAAGUAGGGAGUGCCCCCCACCCCCCGUCCCCCCACUUUCCCCCAGGCAUUCCACCGGAAAGUAAAUAAACAAUGGGCAGUCAUGAUAAUGGCUUAAUCAUUCCAUUAAUUGAUUAAUCAUGUUUUCAAGUGAGGCACAAAGGAGUGCACUAUGGAUCGCAUUCGUGUUGGAUGUUAGGUUCAGCCAAGACUCUAAAUUGUCCUUAGUUGUUCAUAUCUGUUUGUUUACUUGGCAACCAGUCCGGGUUGUACCCAACCUCUUCUCCAAAAUCAGUUAGCAUUGACUCCAGCUUACCUGCAACCCUCAUGAAGACUUUGAAUUAAGGCUGAACGAUUCUGAAAAAUAAUCUAGUUGUGAUCUCCCCACGCCCCCAUUCUUAUUAUAUUUGCAAUUUAAUAUGUGAUUGUUUUUUUCAAGGUCCUUCUCCCAUACAUUUUUAAUAAUGCUAGCAAUAAAUUAAUCUGUAUUACACAUUUAACAGAUUUAGAAUGCAUAAAUGUACUGGUACGCCGAAUUAGAAGCUAUAUACCAAAAAAAAAAAAUCCAAAACAAUUAAGCCGACCAACUAACCAAAAUGAGCAUUUUUUUUCUUACCAAAUUGCAGCCUUUACAAUUUGAAAAUGUCCUUCUUCCACAUUGCGAUGUCAAUUUGAAUUUGAUCAAUUGGUCCACUUUUCAUGCAGAGCAAAAAGCUUGUCUGAAAAGCCCCUUUCCAUUAUAACCAAUACAUCUCAUUCAGAUCAUCUGAUGGAAUUUAUAUACAGUAUGAGAUUGGAAAUAUCCGUUUUCCCCAGUUUUCUUGAACGCAGCAAAUGGUAAACACAGGAGUUGUUUGUCUGGCCUGUAAAACACACUUAAGUAUCCAUAAACUCUUUUUUUUCUCCCCUCAUGAGAUUGCACGUGUCGGAAUCUUUGAACUCUUGUGCAACCCAAAACAACAGCACCUACACAAGCAUGUAAACAGCCCUGGAGUCGGAAAUGGGUUAUAUAAAUGUCUCAUUUCAUUGACGGUGUUGUCCACCCAGAUGGACUUAAAAGAAUCAAGAGUGAUCUUGUUUGAAAUCUUGCUAACCAAAACAGUAGCACCUACAGAGGAGGAUCUAGCCUUCAUGUAAAGGGCCAAGCAGGGGGUCAGUGUGGAAGAGGCGAGAACUUAGACGAUGUUACGAGGGACUAUUAGGGCCACACUGGGGGAGAAUGAGAAGAACAGAUUUGUCUUUUUUUUCAACUCAUAAGAUCCUGACUUUUUUUUCUUUUCACAAUAUUGCAACUUUUUCUCAGCAGUUAUUCUUAAAAACUGCAUAGUUGUCAUCUUUUUGUCUCAAAAAAUGUGAUUUGUCAUGGAUUUUUUUUCUCUCAAUACAAUGAUUUAUUCUCAAAAGAAUAUAUAACCGAAGAAAAAAAUAUCUGACCCUUUUUUUCCCAAAAACAGAACCAUUCUCAUAGUAUUUCUUUCUCAAAUAAAUUUCAGAUUUAAUCUUAAAAUUUUCUUUAUUCUUGUACAGUCACCUUUUGUCUUUAUCCAAGAAAUACGACUUACUGCUCAUACUGUCUUUUUUUUCUUCUAAAUUACUUUCCAUCUGAGCAAAAAAGUUGACUUUUGGCGGGAACCCCACCCCAAAAAAUAUGAAUUUAUCUUCAUUCCAUUUAUUGACUACCUUAAAAAAAGUGACUCCCCCUCUGUUGAUUUUACAACUUUGUAAAAAAUUGUCUUAUCCAAAAAAAGAACUUUAUUUGAAUAUUACAUCUCUUAACCCUUUCAUGCACCCUGUGAUCUGAUAACACGAUGAUACUGUGGUCACCGCUGUCCCUGAAAGGGUUAAAAUAAACACAUAAUCAAACUUUCUAUCAAAAAAUAACACUUUUUAUCUUUUGGAAAGUAUGACUUAAUUUAUCACUUUUUCUCACAGAAGUAUCCAACUGUUAUUCCGACAACGUCAGUCUCAUCAUAUCCGUUUGUUCCUUUUAGUGUAGGGCUAAGGCCAUAUGCUUCAAAAACCUCUCAUGAUAUUUCAUGUCAGUCGAUAUUGAUAUAGAUUGAAAACAAAUGAAUUCACUGGUCAAUUUCAAGAUUAAAUAAAUAACUUAUGGAGCAUUAUGUGUUUAGUAGGGCUGGGCGAAUCACAAUAUACAGUAGGUGUCUUAUAUUAGUCUCUCAAUAGUUAAUUAUUUUUUUCCAUAUCCAGAAAAAUAAAAAAAAUAAAUAAAAACACAACUAUCAAGAAGAAAAAUACCAAUCAAAAUAUCUGGUAGUAAAAUAUGGUUUUGUGUUCCAAAUUUACUUAUGGGUGCUUCUAAUUCCGACCCAACCUCAUAGUGGAUCCUCUGCCGACAACACGCAGAAUGCUUAGGUUGUGGUGAUACUUCCUAAUUUUUUUUUGGUAAGCGCUAUUAUCUUGUGUGCAAAUUCUGUUGAUAUUGAUACGGUGUCGAUUGUGAUAUAUAUUGAUAUUGAAUUAUUGCCCAGCCCUAUUUCAGUGUGUCCUUAAUACCCCAGGGUGGCCAAUAAAAGCGCCUCAUUAAAGCACUGUGUCUGUUGUGUGUGUUAGCAAGUGAGGGGGGGUGAGGGUAGCAUUGUGUGGAUUUGCUGUCCAAACUGCAGGAAGGACAACAAGACACCCGUACAUUACCCUUGUGUUAGCAUGUGUCUAUAUGGGUCCAUCUACUUUGUAUAUCUUAUCGGAAUAAUCCAUUUCUCUGUUUGUUAAUGCAGGGCAUCAUCCUCCUGACUCUCUUUUAUGCUGUGCUUAUUGUAAUGAAGCCACACACACAAACACACAUAUACACAGACACACACGUGUCACUGCUUGAUCCGCAGGGGAAGAAAAUUACUUCUUUUUUUUAAGAGAGCUUUUUUUGUGAUCAGUGCAUUUGUUUUUCUUGUGUUGAAUUUGUAGUAUACUCAAUAUAUUUUAGUGGCAUCGCAGCCUGCCGUACUAAAAAAAAAACUCAACUGUUGUAAAAAAAAAAAACAUUUGAAAAAAAAAUCAAGGGAAAAAAACAUGUAACCCACAAAUGACGAUCAUAUAUAAUGACAAUAAACAUCAUAUUUUUCAUAUAUUGAGUGUGGCUCUCCUGGUAGGAAAAAACUAUGUAUUAGUUAACAUAGGUGAUACCUCCGUGUACACUUGGACAUGCAUCGAAAGCUUUAUGUGUACAUACAGUAUAUUCUGAAUGGUUGUUGUUUGGGGUGGGUGAUCUUUGGCCUCUUUUCCUUUCCCUCCUCUCAUCCCGUGACUUGCUAGCUCAUAGCGUGAAUUAUUGUAAGCAUUAUAAGCUCUUUUUUCUUUGUUUUGUUUUUAAUACUAUGAUGUAAAACCUAAAAGUGAAAAUGUUUUGUGUCCUCCAUCCAACCUACAUUCAAACAACAACAGGGGGUGGGGGGAACUAUCAAAAGUACAGCAGACAUUUAUGUGAAACAAUAUGAAAUGUGCAGUAAGGAAGGACUUCUGGUGCCUUACAAAUAAAGUCAAUCAAAUCAUAA